Brassicogethes aeneus is the source of this 780-nucleotide messenger RNA. The record is from the annotation of a GenBank genome assembly. NCBI's taxonomy places the organism in Eukaryota, Metazoa, Arthropoda, Insecta, Coleoptera, Nitidulidae.
AUGGAAGAUUUUUGUAAUGUUUCUUUUGCAACUACAGAGCAACACAUUGAUUCAAGGGAAUAUAGAAUAAAAAGAGAUGUAGCUGAUUUACAAAUAUUACAAAAAUUUUUCAACAGGUAUGAUCCUUUUCCACAGACUGAUAACAUUAUGUCAAUAUUUUCUGGAAUUAUUGGCAGUAAUUCUGUAAAUUGCCACGAAGCGUAUGAAGAAGGAAAAAAAUCUUUGCAAGCUAUUGUUGGAAUGAAUUUUGGCAGUGUAAAAUUUAAAAGGAAAAACAAAGUCUUGUCUCUACAAACGGUUCAAUCUUCAGUUAAAGUAAACGGAGAUAUUAUAGCCAUCGAUCCAUUAUUGCUAUUUCAAAGAAUAUCAUUAACGAUCGACAGUAAAAAAGAUAUGGAAACUUAUUUACAAUACGAGCUUGCACCUUUUCCAUUGUCACUUUUUACAGAAAAUGGCCUCAGGAAAAAUGUUAAAUCUCAACUCUACGAAUUAUUUGUAAGUGUGAAUGGACCAACGCAUUCUGACGGGAUAGUGCAUGUCGUCGACGGUGGAUUUUUACUGCACAAAGGCAUGGACCCAAAGGAGAAGGAACGACUGCUAAAACUCUAUGAAGAGGUGGACUCUGAUGACAUCUCUGAUACUUACGAAACCGAUUCAGACGAAAGUUAUCGUCCCAGCAAUGAUGAUUCCGCUUCUGAAGAUGGGAGAAGUGACGAAGAAAAUGUUCGGAGGCCAAUGGAGGUAGAAGAACCAGAAUCGCCAGAAGUAUAUUAUUUAUAA